AUGGGCCCCGGCACCAGUCCGAAAGCUCGGAAGGCAAAGCCUCGGGGGGUCCCGGGGACCGAGCCAGGCUGGACCCUGCACAUCUCGGAAUAUUCUUUCUCGGGAGACCAGCCUUCAGUGGCUUCCGUCAUCAGCCCACCCGCUUUGGGCCGAAUCCUGGAAGAUAAGGGCGAUGGAAACCCCAAAGAAAGCAGCCCCUUCAUCAACAGCACCGACCUGGAGAAGGGCAAGGACUACGAGGGGAAGAACAUGGCGCUCUUUGAGGAGGAGAUGGACACCAGCCCCAUGGUCUCCUCCCUGCUCAGCGGCCUGGCCAACUACACCAACCUGCCCCAGGGCAGCCGGGAGCACGAAGAGGCGGAGAACAAUGAGGGGGCCAAGAAGAAGCCCGUCAAGGCCACCCGGAUGGGCACCUUCAUGGGCGUCUACCUGCCCUGCCUGCAGAACAUCUUUGGCGUCAUCCUCUUCCUACGCCUCACCUGGGUGGUGGGCAUCUCAGGCAUCCUGGAGUCCUUCUGCAUGGUCAUCCUCUGCUGCUCCUGU
This is a messenger RNA of Notechis scutatus (mainland tiger snake), 543 nucleotides long. The record is from RefSeq and is a predicted model, not a curated record. NCBI's taxonomy places the organism in Eukaryota, Metazoa, Chordata, Lepidosauria, Squamata, Elapidae.